Stereum hirsutum FP-91666 SS1 is the source of this 1341-nucleotide messenger RNA. RefSeq names its product DAGAT-domain-containing protein. The coding region runs from base 78 to 1190 and encodes 370 amino acids. Lineage: Eukaryota; Fungi; Basidiomycota; Agaricomycetes; Russulales; Stereaceae. Gene Ontology annotation, biological process: triglyceride biosynthetic process. Gene Ontology annotation, molecular function: diacylglycerol O-acyltransferase activity. The record is from RefSeq and is a predicted model, not a curated record. The transcript is spliced from 13 exons. Gene Ontology annotation, cellular component: endoplasmic reticulum membrane.
CUUAGACGUCCUUGCAUCAUCCCAACGUCGUCUCAAUACUAGAUCAGCUCUAUCUCAACUGACCUGUGCUUCUGCAAAUGGAUGCUCGGCCAAAUCUGUUGUCGACAUCGCGUACACCAUCCUCAUCCUCCAUCAAAGAACGCAUAUCCAAGCUCUCUGUCACACCUUUGCAUCCCGUUGCCGCACUUCAAGCUCAUGUCGAAUUCGUGCCGUCGAAGAUUCCGCGUGCACGGAGGAUGCAGAUGACUGUCGUAGCGUUGUGGUCAACCUCAAUCGCGUUGAUGAGUUUCCUAUUUUUGCUUCUGUGCUCGAUUCCGCCUUUGUGGCCUUUCCUUGCCGCCUACCUACUCUGGGCAUUGUAUGUGGAUACUGCACCUGAGCAUGGGGGUCGUACAAGCCCAUGGUUCCGCUCGGUGCGCUUUUGGAAAUAUUUCGCUGAAUAUUACCCUGCUUCCUUUAAGAAGGAAUGCGACCUUCCACCGGAUCGGCCAUAUGUGUUUGGAUACCAUCCACACGGUAUCAUCGGAAUGGGCGCCAUCGCUACUUUCGCCACGGAAGGGACCGGCUUUUCUGAAGCGUUCCCCGGGCUUCAACCUCAUCUCCUCACCCUCACCUCCAACUUUAAUGUCCCAAUAUAUCGCGAGAUCCUCCUGCUCAUGGGAAUAUGCUCCGUCAGCAAGCAAUCGUGCAGCAAUAUUCUGCGUAGAGGGGCGGGGCAGGCUAUUACCAUCGUCGUGGGAGGUGCAGCAGAGAGCUUAGCAGCUCGUCCUGGGACGGCAGAUUUGACUUUGAGAAGACGGCUCGGAUUCAUCAAGAUUGCCAUUCAGCAUGGAGCAGAUCUUGUUCCAGUGUUUUCAUUUGGCGAAAACGAUAUAUAUCAACAAAUGGCAAAUGACCCGGGCACCACGGUUCAUAAACUCCAGAAGAAGUUUCAGAACGUCUUCGGUUUCACGCUGCCACUCUUCCAUGGCAGAGGGCUUCUAAAUUACAAUCUCGGAUUGAUGCCUUACAGACGACGCAUCGUCUCCGUCAUUGGACGACCAAUCCAUGUCAAACGUUCUGAGAAGCCGACGGUGGAGGAAGUUAGGGCGACGCAGGAGGAGUAUAUUGCAGAACUGAUGAGAAUCUGGAACACAUACAAGGAUGAAUUUGCUCGUUCAAGGCGGAGAGAGUUGAGCAUUAUCGAUUGAAUGAACAGAAAGUGUUCGAUUUACGUUACAAUACCAUUUCUUCGCCAUGAUUCGUAUUUCUUGCCCGAGUACAUCACCAAGCGUUUCACUACGAACUAAAGGAUAUACCACAUGUACCCCACACAUUAAUCCGGACUCCAUUGAGAAAUAU